GCACGGUUAGUGUCCAGUCAGUUUUACAUCGGGCAUGCCUAGCAGACAGUUACCGGUUUACACUAUGUGAAGUGCGAUGGACAACGAGAAUUGUGUUAAUACAGAGAAGGUGGAUGUUAAAAAUUCAUAGAGACCAUACCAGAGAAUAUAUGGAAGAAAAAUGUAAUGAGCUUCUUCAUGAACCAUUCGGACAGUCUGAUAACUUCUGCAAGAUGAGCUACACUGAUUUUGAAUAUUUGGUGAAUGAAAUUUCACCUACGAUUUCGAAGAAAAGUACAGACUUCAGAGCAGCUAUACCAGCUAAAUAUCGUCUGGCAAUAACACUAAGAUAUUUAGCAUCCAGAGACAGUUACAAGAGUCUACACUAUUUGUUUAAAGUAUCCACCCAGGCCAUAUCAAAAAUUAUACCUGAAGUCUGCAGAGCUCUUAAUAACAUUCUGAAAGUUGAAAUAAAGAUGCCCUCUACAGCGGAAGGGGAUGCAGCAGUAAAUUCCCACAUUUGUAGUAAUAGUGAAUUCUCCGUCAUACCAUCAGAGCAAGUUAAUAGUUUGGGCUCCACCACUCACACGUGUGGUGAUGAUGAUGAUGAUGAUGAUGAUGAUGAUGAUUAA
This is a messenger RNA of Schistocerca piceifrons (Central American locust), 611 nucleotides long. RefSeq lists its product as uncharacterized. The transcript is spliced from 4 exons. The coding region runs from base 114 to 611 and encodes 165 amino acids. Lineage: Eukaryota; Metazoa; Arthropoda; Insecta; Orthoptera; Acrididae. The record is from RefSeq and is a predicted model, not a curated record.